CCCAGCUCCUCCUGCAGCACUUCUUUCCUAUCGUGAAUCCCACACUACACAAGAUGUGCAAAGGACUGGCAGGUCUGCCGGCUUCUUGCUUGAGGAGUGCAAAAGAUAUGAAGCAUCGGCUAGGUUUCCUGCUGCAGAAGUCAGAUUCCUGUGAACAUAACUCUUCACACAGCAAGAAGGACAAAGUGGUGAUUUGUCAGCGGGUGAGCCAUGAGGAAAUAAAAAAAUGGGCUGAAUCACUGGAAAACCUGAUUAGUCAUGAAUGUGGGCUGGCAGCUUUCAAAGCUUUCUUGAAGUCUGAAUACAGUGAGGAGAACAUUGACUUCUGGAUCAGCUGUGAAGAAUACAAGAAAAUCAAAUCACCCUCAAAACUAAGUCCCAAGGCCAAAAAGAUCUAUAAUGAAUUCAUCUCAGUCCAGGCAACCAAAGAGGUAAACCUGGACUCUUGCACCAGGGAGGAGACAAGCCGGAACAUGCUGGAGCCCACAAUAACUUGCUUCGAUGAGGCUCAGAAGAAGAUUUUCAACCUGAUGGAAAAGGAUUCAUACCGCCGCUUCCUCAAAUCUCGAUUCUACCUUGAUUUGGUCAACCUUUCCAGCUGUGGGUCAGAGAAGCCGAAAGGAGCAAAGAGUUCCACAGACUGUGCUUCCCUAGUCCCCCAGUGCGCCUAG
Molecule: messenger RNA, 671 nt
Organism: Budorcas taxicolor (takin)
Lineage: Eukaryota; Metazoa; Chordata; Mammalia; Artiodactyla; Bovidae
Gene: RGS4
Product: regulator of G protein signaling 4
Exons: 5
Coding region: 54-671 (205 amino acids)
Source: RefSeq, a predicted model, not a curated record